AUGAUUGGAAAAUUAGCAGCAGCCAGUGCACUCCUCAUAAGUGUCGUCAACGCGCAUGCAUUCCUCGAGACUGUCAAUGUCGGUGGGACAACGUAUGCUAAGACAGACGACAACACUCCGAUCUGGGCGUGGUCACCAAACAACGGGCCAGCAGCGACAGUAGAGGAUCUAUCAACAAACGACAUAGCCUGUCAUGCGAAUGCAGAGAAAGCUACCAACGCCGCAUCUGUACCAGCAGGCGGUAAUGUAGGUUUCGGCUGGGGUAAAGGGCUUCAUAAGUGGGGUCCAUUCCUCACAUAUGCUGCCAAAUGCGAUGUAGGCUGCGACCCUAAUGCUGCGGAAUGGUACAAGAUCGGUCAGAUCAAUAUCGAUGAAAGCGGUACGUGGCCAGUGCCUAAGUAUGUAGAUGCUGGUGAUGAUGUACCUGUAACUCUCCCAUCAAGCAUGGAGUCCGGCACAUGGUUGCUCAGAACUGAAAACAUCAACCUCGGCGCCAUCCCAGCGGAGAUUUACGCCGGUUGCGUCUCGGUUGAGGUUACUGGCGGCGGCUCAGGCUUGCAAGGUGAAACUGUCUCCUUCCCGGGCGCUUACACGGGCGAAGAGCCAGGACUCACCAAGCAGCCUUACAGCGUCGAGGGUCCUGCAGACUACAACAACCUCCCUGGUCCAGCUGUUGCGCAAUAA
Messenger RNA from Wallemia ichthyophaga EXF-994, 684 nucleotides. RefSeq names its product Cellulose-growth-specific protein. The transcript is spliced from 2 exons. The record is from RefSeq and is a predicted model, not a curated record. Bases 1 to 684 code for a protein of 227 amino acids. Lineage: Eukaryota; Fungi; Basidiomycota; Wallemiomycetes; Wallemiales; Wallemiaceae.